AUGGACAAGAGCUUCUCAGAAAACCCUGAAGGAGAUUUCUCAACAGCUGCUUUAAUUGAAUCAAAUAAGGCUGAGAUCGAGAAAACAAUGAAUGGUUUUGAUCUAGAAAACAAAAUGAGAGACGCAGUUAAGAACCUGGUAGAGCCCUUCCUCCAACGUGAAACCUACCUCUGCAACGAGGUAGAGCUCAUGAAGAUCAAGGUAGAGAAGCAUGAAUCCAAAAUCAUCGGGUUUGAAGCCUUAACUGACAAAGUGCGCUACCUUGAACGCAUGAAUACAAGUGUACAGAAUAAAUUUCAGAUUAUCGAUGGCACAAUGUUUCAACAGAACGAAAAGAACAAUACUAAAUUUGAGGACCAGCUCUUGCUCAAUACCAAGCAGACUGAUAAAACCAAAGCCUUAGAGAAUCUUGUUGCUGAGCUAGCUGAAAAAAUUGAUAAUCGAAGGAAAGACCAUGAUGCUGUUUCUAAGAAACUGAUCAUGAUGCGGUCGAACCUAAAUGAAGAUAUUGUUAAAUCCAAUAUCGAAACAAGGAAGCUAAUAGACCAGAUGAAGUUAAGAGUGGACUUAUUAUCCAACGACAAGGACUCCUUAAGCUUUCACCUGAAUAAUCAAAAGAGUGUUCUCUCUGAAAUAAACUCACAAUCAGAAAGAGUGAGACAGGAAAUGCUGCACUACAAAAGUUUGUUGGACCCUAUCAUUUCGUCAGCAAUGACUAAAAAUGAUUUUGAGAAGAAAACUAGUGAUAUCCGGAUGGAUAUGAAAUAUCUUGUAGACCAGAUGACUAGGUUCCAUCGAAACAUUGAUAAGAUUAAUUCUGAACAUAAAGAGAAGUUACAAGAUGGCCUGUUCGAUAGUCUCCACGAGAAGUUACUAAUAGAGAUAUCCAACAAGUUUGUUCAAGCCAAAGCCGAUGCCCAGAGGACUCAAGAGGAGCAAUUUGAACAAGCAGCGAAGAUGAUCCAAAGCAAUGCUGACGAGCAUAAGAAAGAACUUAAUAAAUUGAAAGACAUUAUACAGAAAGAAAUUGAAGCUCAUAUAGAGAAAAGUAUGGAUUACGCACGUAGAAAUUUCAUGUUCGACUCUGAAGAUGAAGACGGCCUAGCAUCUCAAAAGAUCUCCCAGGAUAGAGGACGUUUAAAAAGAAUGGCUUUGAAAAAGGAGAGUGAUUUUGAUAAACAAUCACAAAGUGCACUUUCUGCAUUUAGCUCAGAGUCUGAUGAAGAAGAAAUCAAAAGUAGUGUGAAAGUGAUGGAUAGUGAAAAGCAUGACAAAUCUGAAAUAUCCACAGUCAGAAUGCAUCCAACUCCUGUGAGGUAUGGAGGAAAACCUGAAAAUCCUUCUCUGAGCCAUAAUGAGUCAUUAAAAUCUCACACCUGUAACUCAUAUGAGAAUAGGAAAACUUCUCAUGAUUUUGUAAUAAAGUCUACAUUAGCAAAUUGAGUCGCGCAAAUAUCUACAUUGAACUCAAAGAUCUCCCAAAUAAUGGAGAAGCAUAGGAAGACCAGGCUCAUUGUCUCUAAAAUUGCAAGGAAAAUAGAAUGUGAUGACCGCUUGAGUAAAAAGAUAGAGAAAUUUCCUGAAGAGUUAAAAUCAGUAGUUGCUUCAGAAUCAGCAACUCCUUGAGGAAGCUCCCCUAGGGAGCUUCCUCCUAAGCAGGAGGUGGCUCCUACAGAAGGAGUUAUCACUGAUAUGAUGGCUCAGCUUUCAGCUUCCAUUGCUCAAUCUGAGGAAAAUUGUAUAUCCAUAGCUACCAAAUAUACAGAUAAGAUGAAAAUCUUGAUGGAAGAACUCCAGAUGAACAUUGAUGAACUCAAGCUUGAUUUUGACCACUGGAAGAAGAGCAAGUACAAAGAUAGGAAGGAAGUAAGAAUUUUGAUGGAGAAAAUGAAAGAAGAACUCAUUGAAAAACUUGGCCGCAAAAGUACAGUGGAUGUAUCCCUCAGCCCAUUCUCUAAGAGCAUUGUUGAUGCACAAGAUGUUAGAGAAAUUUUUGUUCAUAACGCCAGAAGUCAGGAGAGGAGUCUAGGAGCAUUUGGAACAAGUAGUAUCUGAACCGGAGAGGACAAAAAUCUUAAGACUGUAACGGCUAGAGGAAAUUUAUUUGAAGCUAUAAAGAAAGGUCUUCCAAACAAAAGUAUUAAAGAACCAAUCUUGACAUUAAGAAAGUACAAGCUAAGAAGCACAGUGAGAAAUGCUAACAGUCAAGAAAGAAGUCAAGUAUCAGAUAUGAUAAAGCUGAAAAGAGCUCCUGCUUUUCAGCAGAAGCUAAAACCUCAUGAAUGGAUGAACAAGACUUUUGCUCCUAAGACAGUCAUUGGGUUUUCAACAGAAAAGAACAGCUCAAGAAAUGAACAUUUUUAAUAAAGG
Messenger RNA from Moneuplotes crassus, 2370 nucleotides. NCBI's taxonomy places the organism in Eukaryota, Ciliophora, Spirotrichea, Euplotida, Euplotidae. The record is from the annotation of a GenBank genome assembly.